UUGGACGAUCAGUUGGUCGAUCAGUUGGUCGACCAGUUGGACGAUCAGUUGGUCGAUCAGUUGGACGAUCAGUUGGUCGAUCAGUUGGUCGAUCAGUUGGUCGACCAGUUGGACGAUCAGUUGGUCGAUCAGUUGGACGAUCAGUUGGUCGAUCAGUUGGUCGAUCAGUUGGUCGACCAGUUGGACGAUCAGUUGGUCGAUCAGUUGGUCGAUCAGUUGGACGAUCAGUUGGUCGAUCAGUUGGUCGAUCAGUUGGACGAUCAGUUGGUCGAUCAGUUGGUCGACCAGUUGGACGAUAAGUUGGUCGACCAGUUGGUCGACCAGUUGGACGAUCCGUUGGUCGACCAGUUGGACGAUCAGUUGGUCGAUCAGUUGGACGAUCAGUUGCCCAACCAGUUGGUCGAUAAAUUUUUCGAUCAGUUGAUCGAUUGA
Danaus chrysippus (African queen) is the source of this 432-nucleotide messenger RNA. Lineage: Eukaryota; Metazoa; Arthropoda; Insecta; Lepidoptera; Nymphalidae. The record is from the annotation of a GenBank genome assembly.